AUGCAAGCAAAGCUGAUGAAUGGCACGUUUGUUUGCGUAUUCUGCAUGGCUGAACACAUUUUGCGCACCAACAUCGAGGUGCCAAAUAGCCGAGAGCCCGCAGGAUGCAGGGAAACCAACAGCGAGUACAAAGCUGGCUGACUGUCUGGCUUGAUCUACCUUUCACAGAGUCUUUUCCACUGUUGUUCGCCGUUUCAGUCAUUCUUCAUCAUCCCCGAGUUUCAUAGAAUUGCGUUACUUGAACCGGACUCCCGGGACGAAAUCCAUGAUGACCGGGUCACCAAGCGCUCAAUCGCCGGUGCCCGCCUCUCCCCCGGCGGCAACGGCUGUAUCUCCCACCAAUUCAAAGACCGCGUCACCGAAAAACCGGAGUCUAUCGCGAUCAAAGACUGCUUCACCAGUAGCCCAGAACUCACCCGCGGGCCAAGUUGCAGACGAAGAUGCAGAUGAUAUUGAGGUUGACGAAGGACUCAGUGUCGGCGAUGGGGCCUCAACGAUUGAUGACCAGAUAUCAUCCUACACAGCUUCCUUAGGCUCUAGUGUGGUUGACUAUCCUGUAGAGCAUGGCCGUCGUUAUCACGCUUUCCGAGGUGGAGCUUACUAUGCUCCAAAUGAUGAGAAUGAGAUGGAUCGUCUUGACUUCCUCUCGACCUUGAUCUUCAAGGCCAUUGGCAAGUUGUACUUAGCCCCAGUUGAGAAGAGCAAGACUCAUCGCAUCUUGGACAUUGGCACUGGGACUGGAAUCUGGGCUAUGGAGAUGGGAGACUUGUUUCCCAACGCCGAGAUCAUCGGAAACGACCUGAGCGCGAACCAACCAACUUGGGUACCAUCAAACGUCAAAUUUGAGGUCGACGAUGUCGAAAGCCCUUGGCUGCAUACAACCAAAUUUGACUACAUUUUCUGCCGGUCUAUGGCCGGCGCUAUCGCUGACUGGCCUAAGUUGGUCAAGAAUAUCUAUAACAAUACCAACGCCGGAGGCUGGGUCGAAUUUCAAGACUGGGAUCUCCUAUACCGCUCUGAUGAUGGCUCCAUCACCGAUGAGCACGAAAGUCUGAAGAUGAACAAGACAUUCAUCAGCACCUGCAGGCAGAUUGGCCGUGAGCCCUGUCCGGGUCCCCUAUUCAAGGACUGGGUCACGGAGGCCGGCUUUACCAACGUCACCCAUGAGACGUAUAAACUGCCAAUUGGUACUUGGCCCAAGGAUCCUCAUUAUAAGGAUCUCGGUCUCUGCAACCUCAUCCAGAUCCUGGAUGGUUUGGAAGCUUUCAAUUUGAGACUACUUACUGGCGUACUUGGUUGGACGAAGGAAGAAGUCAUGGUGAUGCUAGCAGCUUGUCGAAAUGAGUUGAAGACAGGCAUCUUCCAUGCCCGCAUGGAAUUUCACGUUGUUUAUGCUCAGAAACCAGAGGAGGAAGCUUAGGUUAGCCGCAGUGAAUAGAAAGCAAGCAUGGCGUUUUUAUCGAGAAGGCUUCCAUCCUAAAUAAAGUGUCUAUCCGAGUAAUCCGCCAGAAUAUGAGACAUGCAUAUUUUGUCUACUCCUGUCCGGAGGCCCGGGACUGUUGUC
Colletotrichum acutatum is the source of this 1564-nucleotide messenger RNA. RefSeq names its product methyltransferase domain-containing protein. The coding region runs from base 266 to 1420 and encodes 384 amino acids. Lineage: Eukaryota; Fungi; Ascomycota; Sordariomycetes; Glomerellales; Glomerellaceae. The record is from RefSeq and is a predicted model, not a curated record. The transcript has 10 exons.